This is a messenger RNA of Phymastichus coffea, 2386 nucleotides long. Its product is annotated as putative ankyrin repeat protein RF_0381. Bases 227 to 1930 code for a protein of 567 amino acids. The transcript has 2 exons. Gene Ontology annotation, molecular function: protein binding. The record is from RefSeq and is a predicted model, not a curated record. Lineage: Eukaryota; Metazoa; Arthropoda; Insecta; Hymenoptera; Eulophidae.
CAAGAGUAACUUUUCCCACGGUAACGUCAGAAUGUACUCUAAUUAAGGUUAGUUGUUGUUUGGAAACGCUAGCGUCAUUAGCAGAAUUAUUCUCCGCAUAUACGUUGUAUUCAGCAUUUACUCACAGUACCUAUACUAAGACUGGAAAAAUAAAAGAUUCGCCUUAAAUUUUAUCGUUGUUCCAAAUAUUCAUUCAACUGAAAGGCGUUUUCCCACCAAACCAACGAUGUCUUUGCAAGAAUUACAACAGAGAUUAUUAGAAAAUCAGGAGAGCUAUGAUCAUUCAUCAAAUAAACUCUGUGAAAACAGUUUAAAGGAACUGUUGAAUUUCUUUCCCGAGAAGACAUGUGAAACAGACGUGAUGGAAACAUCACAAACGGAAUCAGUCCAUAGUAUGAGAGAACAAAAAGUAUAUUCAGAUGAACUGAAAGAUAUUCUGCCAUUUCUAAUGAAAUGCAACGGCGAUAUCAAUUACAGAGAUGAAAACGGUCAAACGAUUCUUCACGUUUACUUGGCAAGUGAUGCAAGUAAUUUCGCUAGACAAUGCAGGGAAGAAUCCAAAAAGGCAAGGUCCGUAGUUGUGGAGAAAUUGAGAGGCCUGAUAUAUAGAGGAGCUUCUGUGAAUGCUGUUGACCACAGUGGAAGAACUCCACUUCAUAUUAUCGGAGCGCUCAAAAACAAAUUGGCAUUAAUAGAACCGAUGGUGGAGUUUUUCAGCAAUACCUACGCUUGCGAUAACGAAGGCAACACAGUAUUGCACACUGUCGUCUAUGAUGAUUUAUCAUUGGUGAGGUAUGAAAAGAUAGCACUUGAAGUGAUAUAUCAGGAAUACCUGAACUGCGACGCCGAAAACGAUGCACUUUUGGCAGCUGUCCGAGGGCUUUUGUCGAAAGGUGUGGAUCCAAAUAGCAUGAAUAACGAUGGAAUGACGUCACUGCAAUACGCUGUUAGCUACUGCAAGGUCUCUUUGCUGCAGGCGUUCAAAGAGCACGGCGCGGAUUUCAGCGUGAUUACGAGUGACGGCAACAAUCUAUUGACACUCGUCGUAACCGACCAAGAGACCGUGAUUCCCGAAGCGAGAAUCGCAGAAACCAUCAAAUUUCUUGUGGAGCAAGGUUGUGAUAUCAAUUGGCGGAAUCCCGACGGAUACUCGCUGAUGCAUUUGGCCGCCAAGUGGAAAAUUAAACCACUAGUCUAUUGCCUUAUCCAACUUGGUGCCGACCUUAAUCUUCACACUAGGCACAGACACAUGACACCGCUGCAUAUGGCCAUUCUCCAUGUCGAACAGACACCGCCGAGGAGAUACAUGGACAAAUUUAAGUUGAUAAUCCAAGCACUCACGUUUGCCGGAGCAGACUGGUACGCGAGGGAUGACGAAGGCGAUACACCUUUGGAUUAUGCGAUUGCCAAAACCAUGAACUAUGUACAGUCGAGUAUCAUCGUAGAUAUUAACGAUCCUAGGGCAAAAAGGAUAUUUAAGGAACACGAUAUAGAUUCGUUCGUGAUCCUUCGCGCAAUUGAGCUGGAAUCUGUCGGAUUUCCGAUUGACAGUGAGUAUGAGGUGAAGCUGAAGGAGGAAACAAAAAUUAUGAAGAAACAUCGAGAAAAAUGCAUGAUGGAAGUCGAAGCAUUGAAGACUGUCGUGAUAAACAGUAGUGUGUCGCUUUAUCAAUUCAUGCAUUUGAAUUGGAGACACCAGUGCUCACUUGUUAAUUAUGUACCUCGAAGGCUUCAGGGAGCCUUUCCCAUUUACAGCACUCUUAUAAUGAAUAUCUGCUUUGAUGCCAAAUUUAAGAAGCUGCUGAUAGAACCUGCUAUGGCGGCCUUCAGACACAUUACUGCGGCAAAUUUACCGGACGUCUGUCUUGAGUAUAUAUUUAACUGCUUAAACAAUGAAACUUUGAGAGUCUUGAUUAAAACUUUGAAAUAAAAGACAAACUUUGAAAAUCGCGAUGCUUGAGCUUUUUUUUUAAAUUUGAGAUGAUUUUGAUAGCCACAAUCCACUUUAUUUCGUGACGUGUUCAAAAUUGUAAAUUGCAUUCUAAUUGGUUUUUAAGAUAUUGUGAAAGAUGUCAUAUAAAAUAAUUUUUCUUAAUAUUAUGUUCCAUAAUGACAUUAGCUUUUUGUAAAUUUUACAAGAUUCCUUUUUUUAUCGUUUUUUUACAACGUAAGAGAAUUUGAUACUUUUAACAUUAUUGCGACUAAACGACAAAUAUCUAAUGAAAAUUUUAACUAAUGGAACAGAUGUGUAUUGUAAAAAUUAAGUAUAAAUAGUCAAGUAAAUAAUGUAUCUGCGGUCUAUUAUCACUGUAAAAAUUUCAAUAUCUUUAGUAGAUCAAUUUGUAAACUGAUUUUGUUACCAAUCGUAAAGUACCAAUAUAAAUAA